Enterobius vermicularis (human pinworm) is the source of this 1860-nucleotide messenger RNA. The record is from the annotation of a GenBank genome assembly. Lineage: Eukaryota; Metazoa; Nematoda; Chromadorea; Rhabditida; Oxyuridae.
AUGUGGCGGUCAAGCAGGUUUGAACGCAAAAAGCAACAUUGUUUAGCGAUGCAGGAAGAUUUUAAGCCAAACAUGAACCUAGCAAAACACAGGAAAGAUGAACGAGCGAAUACUGGUGUACCGGUUAAAACCUCUUUAAAAAGAUGCUGGUCUUAUUUCAAAAAACCAUAUCAGAAAUCUUAUCAAAAUUAUGUCUCAUCACAACCGCUGUUUACCAAUAUUCUAAUGUUGAGAAUUAUUUUACUGCCUCUUUUGAUUCAUUUCGCCAGUCCUUACAAAAUCUUAAUUUAUGCACCACAUCUUUCACGUAGUCAUGUAAUUUUCAUGAGUACCAUUGCUGAUGUUUUGGCAGACGCUGGACACGAAGUGACAGUCUAUUCGCUGGAGUUUAUGCCUAACGUCACCGCCCCAAAUCCAAGAGAGGCGAAAGUUAUUACAAAAUCUCUCUCGUUUGAGAUAGAUUAUGACAUUUUGGGAUUUAUGUCGGAAAUGUGGGAUAAACAGCAAAUCAGCGUUUUUGCUGUAAUAAAGAUAAUGCGGUUUAUGGGAAACUAUCUAUCUCGUCUUUGUGAAUGUAGAACCAACAAAUAUUACAUUUUCUACGGGAGGCGGGGGACAGCUCUAGAAGACACAGUGACAAUCGAACAGUUCCGUAAAGAAAAAUUUGAUCUUGGCAUCAGCGAACACAUAGAUCCAUGCGGGUUAGCUUAUUUCGAGAAAAUAAAUGUUGAAAAAUACAUUUCGGCAGAUUCGUUGUGUCUUAACGAAGAUGUAACCAUUCCUUUAGGUAUUGAUAGCAAUCCAAGUUUUGUACCAAAUAAUAUUUUUGAAAAUACGUUUCUUAAUAUCUGUUACUUUUCUUCUUCAAAAGAUGUUGUCGAGGUUUUAUAUAAUCCUUUCUCGGACGAAAUGAGUUACUGGGAACGAGUACAAAAUUUUCUGCGUUCGGUAUCCUCAGCCUUAAUUCGUCACAUUGCCGUAGAUCUUGUAUUCAGUGGCGUUUUCAGAAAACAUCUGCGGGACGACUUUGACAUAAUAUGCACAACGGCAUAUAAAAAAUUAGACCAACUGGUGGUACUCAUUUCAAGUGACCAAUUACAGGAAAAAUUCCGAAAUAGCGUUUUUGCUAUGGUAAAUUCGGAUGAAUACUUGGACUUUCCUCGUCCAGUGACUCACAAGAUCAUUUACAUUGGUGGCAUAGGUGCGAAGAAGUCAGAGCCACUGAGCAGUGAUUAUCAAAACUUACUUGAUAGUGCAACAGAAGGCGUGGUGUAUGUGUCUUUUGGUUCUAUUCUCAGAAGCGAGGGAAUGCCAACAGAGACUAAAAAAGCAUUCGUAUCUUUCUUCCAAAACUUUCCUCAGCAGAUAGUGUACGUUAUUACUUUUUUAGCGCAUCAGAACUUGAAAGCAUUUAUUACCCACGGUGGUUUAAACAGCAUAACAGAAAGUGCUCACUCCGGUGUCCCAAUUAUCGUUAUUCCUAUGUUUGGAGAUCAGUUGAGAAAUGCGAGAAUGGUAGAAAAACGAGGUAUAGCACGUAUCGUCGACAAACGAAAUAUCACUGAAGGAUCACUCACUGAAGCAUUAGAAGAAAUCCUCAAAAACGAUAGGUACAAUAAAGCAGCCAAACGCCUACAACAACUAAUACUGCAAAAGCCCUUUAGUGCUACUGAACGAUUAAUCAAAUACACUGAACACGCAGUUGUUUUUGGUCACAUAGACAACUUAGAUUUAGCAUCAACAAAACUCAACUUUUUCCAGUACUAUCUUCUUGAUAUUAUUGUACCGUUAAUCGUACUGACAACAAUUUUUUUGCGCUAUUUUGUUGCUUUAAGCUUAUAUAAAAUAAAAAGUGAAUAA